Messenger RNA from Gambusia affinis (western mosquitofish), 3522 nucleotides. RefSeq names its product dopamine receptor D4 related sequence (gene drd4-rs). The record is from RefSeq and is a predicted model, not a curated record. Gene Ontology annotation, biological process: adenylate cyclase-activating adrenergic receptor signaling pathway; adenylate cyclase-inhibiting dopamine receptor signaling pathway. Gene Ontology annotation, molecular function: G protein-coupled receptor activity; dopamine neurotransmitter receptor activity, coupled via Gi/Go. Gene Ontology annotation, cellular component: plasma membrane. NCBI's taxonomy places the organism in Eukaryota, Metazoa, Chordata, Actinopteri, Cyprinodontiformes, Poeciliidae. The transcript is spliced from 5 exons. The coding region runs from base 200 to 1420 and encodes 406 amino acids.
AUAGAAGCAGAAAGUUAUUCAGCGGAGCCGGGAGCAGCUACAGGUGGAGGACGGACGGACGGACCGGGUGGCCAGGAUGGACAGGAUGGACAGGACAGACAGGACGGACCCAGACAUGAGAGACAGGAAAUAAAAACAGAAGAGGAGGAAGCUCUGAAACUAUGAAAGCUACAGGCCAACACUAACCCAGCUCUCCAUCAUGGAAAAUGUGACACCAGGCAGCCCUGCAGGAGAGGCUCGCAUGAGGGACUACAACUACCUGGCCCUGGUCGUUGGUGUCCUGUUGAUCCUCAUCAUCAUCCUGGGAAACGUUCUGGUGUGUCUGAGCGUCCUCACAGAGCGCUCUCUGAAGACCGCCACCAACUACUUCAUCAUCAGCCUGGCGGUAGCCGACCUGCUGCUGGCCGUGCUCGUGCUACCGCUCUACGUCUACUCUGAGUUCCUGGGAGGAACCUGGACUCUGAGCACCACCAUCUGUGACGCUCUAAUGACCAUGGAUGUGAUGCUCUGCACUGCCUCCAUUUUGAACUUGUGUGCCAUCAGCGUAGACCGGUACAUCGCCGUCGUAGUGCCCCUAAAAUACAACAGAAAUCAGUUCAGUGUUCGCCAACUGACACUCAUCACCGCAACUUGGGUCCUAUCUCUAGGCGUGGCCAGCCCAGUCAUCUUUGGUCUGAACCAGGUGCCGGGUCGGGAUCCGACGGUCUGCAAGCUGGAGGAUGACCAUUUUGUGGUGUACUCAUCAGUCUGCUCCUUCUUCGUUCCUUGUCCAGUCAUGCUGAUCCUCUAUUACUGGAUGUUCCGCGGCCUGCGACGCUGGAGCAGUCGGAGCCGGUCCCAGGCCCAUCGGGUCGGCCGGAGAGGUCUCUCUUCUCAUCUGGCCUCGGCUCUGCGUAGAGCUAAAGACACAACUGGUAGCCAGGAGAAGGUUGUUUACACAGUGCCUUCUAUAAGCCCCACCUCUCCAUCCAUAUUCUCCAUGGCAACGCCAUGUGCGACUCUGCUGACAGAGGAAAACCAGCACAGGGCAGUGAUGGCAGCUGAUAGCGACCCGAUGACCACUCAGAUGGACAGUGUGUCGGACGGCGAGGCCACCGGGAGGUGGGAGGGAAGCGGUCGCAGAGAGAACGCCACUAAGAGAGGACGAAGGACCAGCAAGACCAGCCGGGUCAGUGGGAGGGAGCGCAAGGCCAUGAAGGUUCUACCGGUUGUUGUUGGCGUGUUCCUGGCCUGCUGGACGCCCUUCUUCACCGUCCAUGUCACCAAAGUGUUAUGCCGUUCCUGUGACAUCGGCCCCACCCUUAUUUCUGUGGUCACAUGGCUAGGUUAUGUCAACAGUGCUGUUAACCCAAUAAUCUACACGAUCUUCAAUGCAGAGUUCAGGAACGUUUUUCACAGGCUGCUCUGCUGCCGGACUUGACGCUUUAAGCGUCGACUAUGAACUCAAACGUUCUCCACAACAUCCAGAAGUCGUCUGCUUGGUGUCUGAAUCCUCUGAAGUCAAACAGUCUCUUCUUUUAGAGUAUUAGUGUGUUUCUUAGAGCGGCCCAGACGUUUCUAGGUAUCUGAGUGGUUCCAUGUUUUAACGCUGUUCCAGAUCAGGGUGGACAUCUUUGUUGCUGCAGAGACAAACAGAAAUCUGAAUGUUCGAAGAAGGUUUUGUAACUUGCAGCUGUUGAAACUGUAAAAUGGGCAUGAUGGGAUGUAACUGAAACUGAUGUUCUCCUUCUGGACAAUAAAACAAUAAAGAAGUGAAGAACAAAACCAACUACAGCUAAAUGUCUUCUGGGUUUGGAGGCCAGAUGGAUCCAACCUAAAGCACAGAGGAAAUCUGGCUUUCAGCUUAGUUGAAGUCCUCUUUGCCUGUUCUCAUCUCGACUUAGGGCGGGACCAGAGUCAAACACAACAGCAGGGGUGAACAUCAUGUUUUGCAGAGAGAAGUUCUGUUGCUGGUUCUGGAUCAGCCUGUUUCCUCUGUGCUGCUCUGGAGCACAAGGUUUUCUGUUGACAUGAAUCACAUUCCCAGGCCUGGAACCCGUUUUAGUCCCUCCAUGUUCCACCGUGGAAUAACAAAUCUUGGGGCAGAACAUCCCAAACCCACUCCUUUGUCCUGAGUCACGGGCCGCGAAGCGCCUGGAACGGAUCUGAGGUCAGCAGAACCUGAGACUUCAUCCUGAGAGGCGGAUUAAAGGUCAGAGCAGCAGGACAAAGACUCAGCUGAGACAGCAAAAUGUCAUCUGCACAAAUUAACCUUUAACUGUAUAAGGAGGCAGAACCUGUUGACAGAACCACAACCAGAACCUCUUUCUGCUUCAGAGUCAAAAGAUUUCAAUCAGCAUCUGGGAUCCGAGUCGCUCCUGGUUCAGCGGGUCCAUCUCUGGUUCUGGAACCCAACUGGCUGUGGAGGUCCGAAGGUCUCCAGCGCCCUGGUUCCUAGGAACUAGGCAGGCGGUUGAAAUGUUUUACUGCAGGGCUCUUCAAUGUGUGGGGGAAAACCACCAGGGCUCUUUGCAGGGAAAAAACUAUGAGCGUUUACCCAAUUUCACCAAGACUAUGCUGGACACCAAAUGUGGAAGUUUUUAGUAUCUAAAGCUACAGUGAGAGAGGAAGCAGAGUCUGGGCCAAGCAAAAAAUAAAAGCAAGGAAGAAUAACCAGGAUGUAAAUAUUUUCAUUUCCAAAUCUCUGGGUGUUUGCAUCAGCUAUUUCAAUUUGAUAUAUCAAAUAACUGAUGGGCACAGUGAUAUUUCAGUAUUUAAAUGAGGUUUAGUGGACUAACAGAAAAUGUGCCAUAUCAUUUAAACAAAAUUUGAUAGAUGCAGAAAUGUAGGCACCCUUGUUAUUUUGUUGCUUUUAAUGUUUUAUCUACUUAUCACUCAUUUAUUGGAACAAAAAUUGGUUUGGUAAGCUCAUUAAGAUUUGAACUUCAUAGACAGGUUUAUAAAAUCAUGAGACAAAGUACUUAAGGAGACUGGAGAUGUUGCCAGUCUCCUCUGAAGACCGACAACAUGGUGACCUCAAAACUACUGUCACAUGACCUGAGAAUAAAGAUCAACACUAUGAUUUAGGGGAAGGAUACAAACGUAAUUGCUGUCAGUUUCCACUGUGAGGAACACAGGAAGGAUCAAGACCACAGGCACAGUUCUAGUUAAGCUCAGAUGUGGCAGGUCAAGAAAAAUAUCCGAGGCAGAGAAGAAGAAAGGUAAGAAAAGCCCACAGACAUCCGGCCUCCUCUUGCUGCAGAUGGUGUCACUGUGCAUCGUUCAACCAUUCAGUGCAUUUUGAGCAAGAAGAGGCUGCGAGGGAGAGUGAUACAGCAGAAGCCUUUUCUGCAAAGAUGCCACAACCAAGCCAGCUACAUCUUGGGUUAGUGUUACGUAGACUGAUGUUUGGCGUCAUGCGUGGCGCCAGAAACACAGCAUUCCAAAAACACUUGCUGCCCACUGUAAAAUUUGGUGGAGCUCCCAUCAUGCUUUGGGGCUGUGUAGCCAAUGCCAGAACUGGGAAUCUUGUUAAAGUUGAAC